CUCGCGAGACUGCAGACAGGGCCGGGCCAGACAUGGCGGAAGAGGAGGUGGCCAAGUUGGAGAAGCACUUGAUGCUUCUCCGGCAAGAGUAUGUUAAGCUGCAGAAGAAAUUGGCAGAGACAGAGAAGAGAUGCACUCUUUUGGCUGCACAAGCAAACAAGGAGAGCAGCAAUGAGUCCUUCAUCAGCCGCCUGCUGAUGAUCGUGGCAGACCUCUAUGAGCAGGAGCAGUAUAGUGAUCUGAAGAUAAAGGUUGGGGGCAGGCACAUCAGUGCUCACAAGUUUGUCCUGGCAGCCCGCAGUGACAGCUGGAGUCUGGCCAAUUUGUCUUCCACUGAGGAGCUGGACCUGUCAGAUGCCAACCCUGAAGUGACAAUGACAAUGCUUCGCUGGAUCUAUACGGAUGAGUUGGAGUUCAGAGAAGACGAUGUGUUCCUGACUGAAUUGAUGAAACUAGCAAAUCGGUUUCAGCUACAGCUCCUUAGGGAGAGAUGUGAGAAGGGUGUUAUGUCUCUGGUGAAUGUCAGGAACUGUAUUCGCUUCUACCAGACUGCGGAGGAACUGAAUGCCAGCACACUGAUGAACUACUGUGCAGAAAUCAUUGCAAGUCACUGGGAUGAUUUACGAAAGGAGGACUUCAGUAGCAUGAGUGCUCAGUUGCUAUACAAAAUGAUCAAAUCCAAGACGGAGUACCCAUUGCAUAAAGCCAUCAAAGUGGAAAGAGAAGAUGUGGUCUUCCUUUAUCUGAUUGAAAUGGAUUCACAGCUCCCUGGAAAGCUGAAUGAAGUGGAUCAUAAUGGAGAUCUUGCAUUAGAUCUAGCCCUUUCACGACGACUAGAGAGUAUUGCCACCACGCUGGUUAGUCACAAAGCUGAUGUGGACAUGGUAGACAAGAAUGGCUGGAGCUUGUUACAUAAAGGAAUCCAAAGAGGAGAUCUCUUUGCUGCCACUUUCCUCAUUAAGAAUGGGGCCUUGGUCAAUGCCGCUACGCUGGGUGCCCAGGAGACACCAUUGCACCUUGUGGCAUUGUACAGUUCAAAGAAACAUUCAGCAGAUGUGAUGUCUGAGAUGGCACAGAUUGCAGAGGCCCUCUUGCAGGCUGGUGCCAACCCCAACAUGCAGGACAGCAAGGGCAGGACUCCUUUACACUUGUCUAUCAUGGCCAGGAAUGAAUAUGUGUUCAACCAGCUGCUGCAGUGUAAACAAUUAGAUUUAGAACUAAAAGACCAUGAGGGCAGCACAGCUCUGUGGCUUGCAGUGCAGUAUAUCACUGUGUCUUCUGACCAGUCUGUGAACCCCUUCGAAGACCUCCCUGUGGUAAACGGGACUUCAUUUGAUGAAAACAGCUUUGCAGCUCGACUGAUUCAGCGUGGCAGCAAUACUGAUGCACCUGACACGAUGACAGGAAAUUGUUUACUACAGCGGGCAGCUGGAGCAGGAAAUGAGGCAGCAGCUCUUUUCCUGGCAACCAAUGGUGCCCACGUCAACCACAGAAACAAGUGGGGAGAAACCCCAUUGCACACAGCUUGUCGGCAUGGCCUGGCCAACCUUACUGCAGAGCUUCUGCAGCAAGGCGCCAACCCGAAUCUGCAGACGGAGGAAGCUCUGCCUUUGCCAAAGGAGCCUGCAUCCCUACCUAGCUCAGCGGACAGUGUCUGUCUGCAGACGCCACUGCACAUGGCAAUUGCCUAUAAUCAUCCGGAUGUGGUGUCUGUCAUUCUGGAGCAGAAAGCCAAUGCUCUUCAUGCCACCAACAACUUGCAAAUUAUUCCGGACUUCAGCCUCAAAGAUUCCCGAGACCAGACUGUGUUGGGCCUGGCAUUGUGGACUGGCAUGCACACAAUCGCAGCCCAGCUGCUGGGCUCUGGGGCUUCCAUCAAUGACACCAUGUCAGACGGGCAGACCUUGCUGCACAUGGCCAUACAGCGGCAGGAUAGCAAGAGUGCGCUCUUUCUUCUGGAGCAUCAGGCCGAUAUAAAUGUCAGGACUCAGGACGGGGAGACAGCCCUUCAGCUGGCCAUCAGAAAUCAGCUUCCACUGGUGGUUGAUGCCAUAUGCACCCGAGGAGCUGACAUGUCCGUGCCAGAUGAGAAGGGAAACCCCCCACUGUGGCUGGCAUUGGCAAACAAUUUGGAGGACAUCGCAUCCACUCUGGUCAGACACGGUUGCGAUGCCACCUGCUGGGGCCCAGGACCUAGUGGAUGCCUUCAGACACUCCUGCACAGAGCCAUUGAUGAAAACAAUGAGUCUACUGCCUGCUUCCUUAUUCGCAGUGGCUGUGAUGUGAAUAGUCCCAGACAACCAGGUGCUAACGGAGAAGGAGAGGAAGAGGCUAGAGAUGGGCAGACCCCUUUGCAUUUGGCAGCCUCUUGGGGCCUGGAAGAGACAGUACAGUGUCUUCUGGAGUUCGGUGCCAAUGUAAACGCACAGGAUGCAGAAGGAAGAACACCCAUCCACGUGGCCAUCAGCAACCAGCAUGGUGUCAUCAUUCAGUUGUUGAUUUCUCACCCUGAUAUCCACUUGAAUGUACGAGACAGACAAGGGCUGACCCCGUUCGCCUGUGCCAUGACUUACAAGAACAACAAGGCAGCCGAGGCCAUCCUAAAACGAGAGUCCGGGGCUGCCGAACAGGUGGAUAACAAGGGUCGGAAUUUUCUUCACGUGGCAGUUCAGAACUCCGACAUUGAAAGUGUCCUGUUCCUGAUCAGCGUCCAGGCUAAUGUGAACUCCAGAGUCCAGGAUGCUUCCAAGUUGACCCCUUUGCACCUCGCUGUCCAAGCGGGCUCAGAGAUGAUUGUCCGCAAUUUGCUUCUUGCAGGAGCCAAAGUGAAUGAAUUAACCAAGCAUCGCCAGACUGCCCUCCAUCUCGCUGCUCAGCAGGACCUGCCUACCAUCUGCUCAGUCCUCCUGGAGAAUGGAGUGGACUUCGCUGCUGUGGAUGAGAAUGGAAAUAAUGCUCUUCACCUCGCUGUCAUGCAUGGUCGGCUCAACAACAUCCGGGUUCUCCUGACAGAGUGCACGGUGGAUGCUGAAGCUUUUAAUCUGAGAGGUCAGUCACCACUGCAUAUUUUGGGACAGUACGGCAAAGAGAAUGCAGCAGCCAUCUUUGAUCUCUUCCUAGAGUGCAUGCCUGAGUAUCCUCUAGAUAAACCAGAUGCAGAAGGCAACACAGUGCUGCUCUUAGCAUACAUGAAAGGGAAUGCCAACUUGUGCCGCGCCAUCGUCCGGUCCGGGGCUCGCCUUGGGGUGAAUAAUAACCAAGGCAUCAACAUUUUCAACUACCAGGUUGCCACCAAGCAACUUCUGUUUAGACUAUUAGAUAUGCUGUCUAAGGAGCCUCCGUGGUGCGAUGGCUCCAACUGCUACGAGUGCACUGCCAAGUUUGGAGUCACAACUCGCAAACAUCACUGUCGUCACUGCGGACGUCUUCUUUGCCAUAAAUGCUCGACCAAGGAGAUUCCUAUUAUAAAGUUUGAUCUGAACAAGCCUGUGCGAGUUUGCAACAUUUGCUUUGAUGUGCUGACUCUGGGUGGGGUCUCUUAGUGAGCCCCCAGGAGGGUCCAGGCCACGUCCCCAGUCACCUCCCCAGCAGCUGCUCUGCUCACCAGCCUGCCGCCACCCAGAGCAGGAGCUGGCGGUCGUCUUCCUGCAGCAAUAGACUGGAACAGUUAAGGACCAUGAUGUGAUAGAUCCCAUUUCAAACGAUUCCAUAUGAUUGUGUGUGUCAGACUGUGAUCGAUUUCACUAGAUGUCUAAUUGGAACAGGCCAGUUAGCCUAAGUGGUAAAUGUGAUUAGGAAUUAGACCCCAUUCUGCUAACAACACACAAGGACACUUUGAGAACCAUUUUCCCGUCCAGUAGUUCCGUGUCCACCUCAGAGCAUUCAUGAAGUCUUCCUGCCUGGGCUGACUUACGAAGCAGAGCCUCGCAGAGUAGGAAGCUGGCUGCGUAAGGAGAGCCGGCUUUACUCUAGGGGAAGUGGCUGUGUACUUUUCUGCACAGUGUUUUCAUAAAGAUAAUAGGAUCCUCUUGCCCUGAAGUCUUUUUUUUUUUUUUAAGCUAAGCUGUAUUUUUAGUGAGCUACCCCUUUUAAAAAGGUGAAAUCUUUCUAAACAGGGUUCAAAGAUGAGAGCUGAAAAAUCGUGGCCUUAACAACUGAAAGCUUUACCAGUGUUCAUGCUACUGAGGUGUCAGGAGUGCAGUUUGGCAGCUUGGCACCUCCUGGCAGCCGUCUCAUUCUCUCGUCUUGCUGCGUCCUGUCUGUAGAGUCCUCAGUCACUCUGCCGCUAGAGAGUGGUGGAGAAAAUGCACUUUUAUUGUGCUGCACUUUUUAUAUAGCUGCAUUAUUGGUGAUUCCAAUUUAAAAAUCCAUAUUUAAAAAUACCCUCACACAUCCUUGCAUCAGUGAUUCUAAUGAUCAGCUAUGACUGGACCUCAGCUCACACUAAUCUUAAAGGAAAAACUACAGAGUGUCUUUUAGAGCAAGCGAGUCGUUCAGGCCAUCUGAUAAGAGGGGGAAUCAGUAAGGCUUCAGCCCCCGGGCAUCUCCAGCCUCAGGACGGCAGGUCCUAUGUCCUUGACACGAAUGCUUCUUGCUGAAACCUUUUCCUAGUCAUGCUGUGAGUGCCGUUGGCCCCAUUUCUGUGUAGCUGGCCCUACCCCAUAGGAGCCGAUAGCCGAAGGCCCUGGCCAAGGGAGUGCAGCCCGUCCUGGAAGGCUCUGGCUUGUGUGCUGAAUGAGGCCGCCAGAUCUCAUGGGGCCGUAGUCGCUGCUAGUACACACAUUAACCUUGAGGUGUUAAACUUCUUUACUUUUUGAAUGUUUGGCCAGUUUUUUAAAAAUGCACAUUUAAAGAGAAACUUUUACCACUGCUUUUUAAAAAACAACUCUGAGAUGAACAAUAUGUUACACAGUUAUACUCAGAGAUUAACAAUCUCAAUCAUAACAUACUGAUUUUUCCAAACAUUUUAAUAACCACUACAUUUUUUGCAUUAAUGAAGUAUGGAUAUAUGUGUAAAAGGGACUAAAUAUUUUUUUUACAACAUCCUGUUUUUUUGUUUGUUUCUUUUUUGGAUAGUGGUAUGUCCUCUCUGUUGCUGUAGAUUUAUACAUUCUACUGCCUACAUAUGUGUGUACAAUGAGCUGAGAAACCGGAGUGCUACUUUUUUUUUUUAAAUAUUUCUGUGAUUUAUAAGAUAUAUAUGCUUCUAUGUUAAUAUGAGCUUGUGCACAAUGUUUAAAAGAAAAACUUAAUUAGAAGAGUUCCACUGUCCCUUAGUCUGUGACAUAUUUCAUAUAGAAUUUUUAUAGAAAAAUCCAACUAGUCUUGGCAAACAUUUGACCAUGUGAGGCAUGUGGUCAGUUUCCAUUUUCUAUUGCCUGAAAAGGGCCACAAGGAAGCAGGGCUUAGUUAGGUAGCUUGGUUCUUUAAUUAGAAAGUAAGAUAAUCAUGGUUCAGAUAUGAAUUGAGGUGGUCAGUACAUAGAUGCUUGUUCUUUUAACGUUCGUAGUGGAGAGGGGAGGAUGGGGAUUCAAUCAGGAGGGAAUUCAUGGGAUUGGAUUUCCAUCAGGGAUGGGAAUUCAUGAGGCUGAUUGUGCUGCCCUUGCCUACCGCACCAAUUUCAGUCACAGUCUUACCUGUAAUUGCUCUUAAAAUCUUAAGAUCAUGUUUAAAAUAUGUUGAUUCAAGCUUCUGUUUCUUCACAGAGUCCAGGGAUAACAGUGGUACUGACCAGCCACGGAUUGGGGGUACAUUUUUUUAGUUCUACAUUGGCUUCAGGGUGCAUUCGUGUAGAUAUAGAAAAAGCAUCUUUCCAAUCUUAGGAAAUCUCCCUGACCACGCCAAUGUUCCCUGGGCUGCACUCAGCAGGUUCUUUGAGUGGCAGCUGCCCCAGUAGGACUCCCACACACACUGCCCUGGCCAGGGCGAGGCAUGCUGAGUCCCUUUUGUGCUCUCCGUGCUGUCAAGACUUGCCUACAAAACUGCCUAGCUGUUCUCGUUAAAUUUUAAUCUAUAGUUUAAGUACUAGUAGGAAAAACUUAAUUUUUUCAUUCAGAAAGUUGCCAAUUGUGAAUGAGUAGAGCAGGAGGAAUAAACUUUACUGAAAUAUAA
This is a messenger RNA of Lemur catta (Ring-tailed lemur), 6111 nucleotides long. RefSeq names its product ankyrin repeat and FYVE domain containing 1 (gene ANKFY1). Gene Ontology annotation, molecular function: metal ion binding; protein binding. The record is from RefSeq and is a predicted model, not a curated record. The transcript has 25 exons. The coding region runs from base 33 to 3542 and encodes 1169 amino acids. NCBI's taxonomy places the organism in Eukaryota, Metazoa, Chordata, Mammalia, Primates, Lemuridae.